ACUGUAAUUGAUCGCUGACUGAAGAGAAGAGAAAAAACAAUUGCCUGCGAUGUACAAGUACGGGGGGAGUUUUCGUACCGAGUUGAAAUCUUCCAUUUUUAACGAGUGAGAAGAAACCAUCUAAGCAACACUAAAGAAAAACGUAGUGGUGCGGGCCAUUACAAGUGUGCCUUUUUGCUGGUCUUAAGGAUAAUCGCAGUCUGCUCGGAUUCAGUAUGGAUUGGGGCACCGAUCUCUGGGACCAGUUUGAUAUUAUAGAAAAGCACACACAAUGGGGAUUGGACCUGGUGGAGAAGUAUGUUAAAUUUGUGAAGGAGAGGACUGAAAUAGAGCAAAACUAUGCAAAGCAACUAAGGAGUUUAGUAAAGAAAUUUAACCCAAAACGAGGGACAAAAGAGGACCAGGACUGCAAGUACACACACUAUCAAUCCUUUUUGGACAUCCUUAAUGAGAUGAAUGACUAUGCUGGGCAGCGAGAGGUCAUUGCUGAGAACAUGAUGAUGAACAUAUGCAUAGAGCUGACUAAGUACUCACAAGACAUUAAACACGAGCGGAAAUCGCACUUACUUGACGGCAGAAAGUCACAACAGCUCCUGGAAUCUAGUUACAAGCUACUUGACAAUAGCAAGCGGCGGUUUGAGCGGGAGUGGAGAGAAGCAGAAAAAGCUGGUUUAAAUGCUGAGCGGAUAGAUCAAGACAUCAAUGCCACAAAAGCUGAUGUAGAGAAGGCAAAACAGCACGCAAACCUGAGGGCUCACGUAGCGGAGGAAUGCAAGAAUGACUACGCAGCUCAGCUUCAGAAGUAUAAUAAGGACCAAAACCAGUUCUAUUUCAUAGACAUGCCUCAGAUAUUUAAUAAGAUGCAGGAUAUGGAUGAGAGGCGCAUCAAGAAGCUAGCAGAUGGUUAUCGUACCUUUGCCGACAUAGAACGUCGUGUGAUACCAAUCAUUGGAAAAUGUCUGGAUGGCAUUAACAAGGCAGCUGAUGUCAUUAAUGAGAAGAAUGAUACUUUGACACUGAUUGAGUUGAACAAAUCUGGAUUUGAGAGACCAAUGGAUCAGGAGUUUGAAGAUUACAGUCAAGGCAUAAAUCGGACUGCUUCUGACAGCAGCCUUGGGACACCUAAAACUCCUGCUGAUUCUCGUAUUGAUCACCGUGCAACCAUGAAGAACAAAAAUAAAUUGUGGCCCUUCAGUAAGAAGAACAAGCUACCCCCUCCUCCUCUCCUACCUCUCAAUGCUUACUCCUGCCCAUCCUCCUCUUCCUUGGCCGUUAAUGGACCCCCUUCCCCCAAGUUCAGCCGGGAUCCUCUGUCUUACUGUCUAAACGAGAUCAAUAAGACAGUGAAACCCCGAAUCUCCUCGUUCCGCAGCCUAAGGAGAACGCCCACAAACUCUGAGGAUUUCAGCCAUCUUCCACCAGAACAAAGGAGAAAGAAACUCCAACAGAAAAUAGAUGAACGGAACAAGGAACUACAAAAGGAGUUGGAUCAGAGGGACGCUCUGAAUAAAAUGAAAGAUGUCUAUCAGAAGACUCCACAGAUGGGUGACCCGAACAGCUUAGAGCCACAAAUCAUUCAAACCAUGAACAAUAUAGAACGGCUUCGCCUGGAGGUUCAAAAAUAUGAGUCAUACUUGUUGAAUGCUGAGGGACGGCAGGUGAAUCGCAGUGACACCUUGAAGUACAAUGCUCAUUAUAAUCAAACAACUACCAUCAAUAACAACAAUGGGUCACUUGAAAAAGACAGCCCUGAAGCUGCUCAUUCUGAUGAUAGCAGUCAGGACAAUAUUUCUCAGCCUAUCUAUGCAGAGUUUGAUGACGACUUUGAAGAAGAAGAAUCCAUUCUUCCCAUUGGGCAGUGCACUGCUAUGUAUACAUUUGAUGGUUCCAGCGAAGGUACAAUCUCCAUGACAGAAGCAGAGACAUUUAGUGUUGUAGAAGAAGACAAAGGAGAUGGAUGGACCAGAGUCCGAAGGGCAAAUGGUGAUGAAGGCUAUGUGCCAACUUCUUAUGUGAAAAUUACUCUACAGAAGAAGUGAUCUUCAUCAUUCUUUCUCUUUUGCAAGGGGGACUGGCCUUAUUUAUCAUACUGAAAGCAAACAACUUCAAAAUUCAGCCGCCAUUUCAUUUUCAAUAUUUUUAUUAUUUUUUUUUUUUAAGUUUGCAUUCACAAGUUAUCCAUUUGAGCCUUGUUGAUGCAGAUGGACUAAUUUCUUUGAGGAGAAGAAGAAGAAGAAAAACAAGCUGCACACAAAUGCCUCAUUAACUUUGAUCAUUACGGAGAGCAGAUAUAUUUAAAUGCUGACAUUUUAUUGUUUUAUCAGUAAGAAUAUUUUAAUGAAUGAAUGUUUUUAUUUAGCAUUCUUUUGAAAAGAAGGUUUAUUGGAAACUGUUUUGUCAGCAGAUUUCAUUUAAGCUGUACUUACUGGGCUCUAAUUGCAAAUUUUCUGGAAAUGAAAAUGGUAUCAGAGUCUUCAUGGUGGCAUACUGUUCUGUUAAAUAACUGAGGCCACUACAGGACUGGCACUGAUAAUCCUGACCCUUAGUUAGUCUUGUAGGAAGUGAGCAGAACUUUAUUUUAUUAUUUUUAUUUUAUUUUUUAUUUUUUUUUUGUGUGCUCAACCUGGAUGAUAGAGACUGAGCUUUGAAUAUCAAAAGUCUUCAUCGGCUGUCUUUUUAGCAUAGGACAAUGCAGGCGCACUUAGAUACACACUCAUAUCCAGGCAAUCCGAGAGAAAUGGAAUUGGCGCAGCUGGAAAAACUCAAAUUAAUUAUUUUUAGGACAUGUUUUCACAAGUUCUGACUAUAAGUAGCCUUUGUUUUUCUGUUUUAUUUGAUUUAGAAUAUUUUCAUUGAUCUGUACAAGGAGUGCUGGGUUCAAAAGCCAUUUUCUGUAAGACUUUGAUAGAAAUACACCUAUUAAGCACAUCUUCAUCAUCAUCAAUACAGUUCAAGCUCUGUGUGUGUGUGUGUGUGUGUGAGAAUAGUGCCAUCUACUCCUACAGUCAUAGACUAGGAUCAUACUGCCACAGCAGUAUCAACCUUGGCUGAUAAUUUACUGUUUUAUUACUUUUAUUAUUUAUUCAUUGUACAGUGGAACCUCUAGAUACGAGUUUAAUUCGUUCCAGCACUGAGCUUGUAUAGCGAAUUUCUCGUAUCUAGAACAAACGUCCCCAUUGAAAAUAAUGGAAAUCCAGUUAAUCCGUUCCGCAUCCCAAAUAUAUUAACAUAAAAAUCAUUUUUCCUAACAAAUAACACUGAUAAAUUAUAUAUACUGUAGUCUACCUUUAAUAAAUAACACUGGUAAAUAAUAUAACUGAUUAUUAAAAGAAUCAAAACAGGUGUCCAAAGUGCAGUAGAGCAUUCAAUAAAUCUUUAAAUAAAUAAUCCUUAAAACAGUUGUGAAGUGGAGGUUUAAAAUACAUAAGAAUAACAAUCCUUUAACACGAGGUUAAAACGUCAACAUGAAGCAGUCUUCAAAAAACAGAUGACAAUCCCCGGUGCUUCUUCUCUGUUAGCGUCUCACCUGCUUCUCCCAUGCGGGCUCUGCAACAGGCGAGACACUUAAUGCAGCUGACCUUCUCUACACCGUCCUGCUUCAGCUGUUUGGCUCGCCUGUUCAGCUACACACGAGCCUGUACUCGCUCGCUCUCUCGCACCGACUUCCUACUGCUGCGUAUUCCUGCCUCCUCCUGCAACCUCCGUUCUCUCUCCUCUCCUCUCUUUUCUUUUACUUCUUCUCCCCCUUAACCGGCUCGCGCUUCUCUAUAUAUGCGGGGAAGACAUGGCAGCUGCUAGGGUUACCACUUUUAAUACAAAAAAAUAAGGGACGCAUACGUAUUGAUUCAAAACGGGACGCGCAAUUUCAUUCUCAAAUACUGGACGAUUCCGUAUUUUAAAGGACGGGUGGCAACCCUGCCCAGCCCAUCAGCCACCGGACAAAUCAUGGAUGUGGGCAGUUUCCCACCUGUGCACUUAGGUGAGAAACGCAGACACCGCAGAUCGCCCUGCGGCUCGCUACAGCUACCACGCCCCCUCGCUAAGCCGCGAGCUAUACCCACAGCCUGGCACGUGGCUCAUUACGUGAGCCAAUGCUCGUAUUUAGAUCUGAAUUUUUCGCUGAUACUUUCCUCGUAUUUUGAAUUUCUCGUAUACAGAGGUGAUCGUAUCUCGAGGUUCCACUGUAUUUUCUUUUUCAUAUUUGACAAACACUAUUUUGAAUUAAAAUACUUCAUAUUUUAUGGUAAUUUCAAAUUGUACUUGAUUGGAGAAGCUACUUUUAUUUUGCGAAGGUAUCUACAUUGCAGUUUGUUUUUUUUAGACUUUAUUUUAAUGCAUUUUAUAGCACACAUUUUAACAGGCCACUGUUUGUCAGGCUUAGAUCCCUGUUACAACAUAUGUCUUUAUAUUUUAUUAUUUAUUAAUUUCUCCUACAUUAUUAAAGUUUUCAUUUCUUCAUUAUUCAUUCGCAAAGCCUUUAUAUUUUUAAGAUUACAUUUUAAAGUUUUUGGGAAGGCUUUCUCUGAAUCUGUUAGGAUGGAAAAAAAGGUAGUAGGUACAUUAUUUUGGAGUAUCUGACUCUUGCCUUUUAUGGGACAUUUUAAUUCCCCUCAUAUUAACUUUUAGAACGUUUAGUCUGCGAUUUUUCCAUUUUUCUUAAACCACUUAUCAAAGUUUAAUCAGGGUUUGCUCCGAAGCUGCAAUGACAAUGAAAGUGUUUUACAGAUUACAAAUGCAAAAAAAUCUGUUUAUUCAAUGUUGCUUAGAGAUUAACACCCAACAACCACAAAAGAUAUUUCUCUUUGAGUUUAAACCACAGUGCUGUGCUCACCUAUGACAGUGUUCUACUUUUAAACCAAAAAUGCUAUCCUUCUCUGUCACAGUGCUUAAGAAUUAAUUUUCUAAGUUAUUAAGAGUCACAUGCAAAAAGUGGGAUACCCAUCUAGUGUUAGAUUUAGAACAAAUGCUUUGCCCAUCCUUCUAUGCUUGGGUUCUGGUUGAUAGUGCGGCAGUCACAUCCUUCAAGUCAUUCCAUGCUUCAGAACACACACACAAACACACAGACAUGCACCUUAAAAUUGCUGAAACUGUGAUAACCACCAAGUUCCCUUCCUGUGGGUUUUUAGAUAUCUUGCAGUUUAAAUGAAAACUAUGUAGACCUAAAGGGGGUGUGCAAAUGCAUGUACACCUGGAGUUUUGCACACAAAAAGGAAAAAUCAAAUUAAAUGGACUAUUUGUUAAAAUACAUUUAUAUACUAUCAUGUUUAUGUAUACUUAAAUAUAUAUUGAAAUAUAUAUAAGAAAUAAUAUAUUUUAGCUAUCACAAUAUCUACUUUAAAAGGUAGUUAUGGUCACCCCCCAGCUUUGAAUCUGAGCCCAUUUUUGUACUCCUGUAAAUUGUUUGUAUGUAGUUAUAUUGUACCUAUGUGCCUUGGUCACAUUUUACAGUGCAUUGCAAACUGAAGAAUUUCUGCCUAAUGUAUCUCCCCAAAAACAUAAUGAAUGGGAUUUACCACUUCUGGUAUCAGUGUUGAACACUUUAAAGGCUGGAAGAAUGAAAAGACUCAUUAGAUCGGGUAUAUUCAGAUAGGAUUUUCAGGGCUGUUCAGAUUCCUCUCAGGAACGCUGUCAUUAAAAAUCUAAUCGGCUGAAUGAAGGGGGGAAGAAAGAACAAAAAAAGAGGAGAUUUUACAUUUCUGAAUUUGGUCAUUUCAUCUUCUGCUCUUGAAUUUGCAAAAUGUUUGCCUUGAAAUUUGCUGCUGUCGAUGUCCGAUCUUUGUGAGGGACUGUCUUGUUACUGAAAACUUAUUUUUUUUGUAGUGAAAAAACACUUCGGGUUUGCUGCUUCCAAUAGAACGGGGCCAAUUUUUGGGGACACAGCAUUGCAUGAACCCCUUUGAUGGAUCUGGAAGGUAAAAUAUAUAUUUUUUUUUUUUUCGUUCAGCUUUGCUGACUGCAGUACUGUAGUUUAUUAUAUUCAGCAAACUCAAGUUCCAAUAAAUUGCAGAAAUAUUUUAUUGUCACUUAUCAAAGAACCUGUGGUCGAGUUGAGUUUUUAUUUGCAAUGCCUGCUGUUUUUAUUGUUUUCAAAUAAAAGAAUUUAUUUAAGUAAUAA
Molecule: messenger RNA, 6115 nt
Organism: Erpetoichthys calabaricus (reedfish)
Lineage: Eukaryota; Metazoa; Chordata; Cladistia; Polypteriformes; Polypteridae
Product: cdc42-interacting protein 4 homolog
Exons: 15
Coding region: 216-2039 (607 amino acids)
Biological process (GO): signal transduction
Molecular function (GO): protein binding
Source: RefSeq, a predicted model, not a curated record